Molecule: messenger RNA, 309 nt
Organism: Clonostachys rhizophaga
Lineage: Eukaryota; Fungi; Ascomycota; Sordariomycetes; Hypocreales; Bionectriaceae
Source: the annotation of a GenBank genome assembly
AUGCAUUUCAUCAAGACUUUCGUGUCUAUUUUCGCUCUCCAAACGCUUGCAACAGCACAGCUGGCGGAUCCUGAACUUGUUGCCCGCAAUGAGUACCGGGUCGCCCGUGAGAAUUACCUUGUUGCCCGUGACGAGUUUCUUGCAGCGCGCGAGCUUUAUCUCCGCGCAGGUGGUACUGGCAAGUGCGAGAGGGUGAAGAACGAGCUGGUUUGCGUGCCUUCUGUGCCUGUUAAGAAGAACUGGUUCAAGCCUACGCGCAAAACGCUUUGCCAGUGGCGUAUGAACCCCGGCGAUCUGUGUUACCUUUAG